AUGAAUAUGCUGGUCAACGCAAGGGGAGGCAUAAAGAGCCUCCCGCAAGUUAGGGCUACAAUCAGCCACUACAGACAGAAACUUUUAAAAUUCCAGCAGCAGGCACAGUUCUCAUUAUUCAACACUGAACAGAAGAAGCUAGCCGAAAAUGGCGUCACGGGCAGUGGUAACACUGGCUUUAUUCAGCUGUAUCACGAUUUGGUAAAAACGAACAAAAUUGAACGGGACCCCUUUCAGUACAAAUUAGUUCUGAUUCUUCAGGCCCUGGAGAACAACCUGAAUGGCUUCUACGACCAUGUUGAGAAGAAGCUCGCUAGGGGGGAAGUUCCAAGGAAAAAGUUCUUCAGCUCAUUUUUCGGGAUGAAGAAAAACGCACAGGGGGGGAGCAAAGAAGGGAGCAACAAACUCGCAGAGGAAGCAGAAACUGCACAAGGAGAGGAAGAUGAACAAGCUGUGGAGAAUUACCAAAAUGAUGAUAAUUUCUUCAUCUAUGAGGAGGAAACAAAUACCAAGGAGAAGCAAAAAAGCUUACAUUAUAACAGCAUAGAGAGUGAGGAGUAUUACCUCCGAGGCACAGACUCUUUAGUUGAUGAGGAAAACAUUAAGUAUAUCAGAGGACUGUAUGUGUACGGGAGUGUAGGCAGAGGGAAGACCUAUUUCUUGAACCUACUAUUUGACAGAAUAAAAUUAGGAAAACUAAAAAUUCAUUAUCACAAUUUCAUGCAAGAAAUACACAAAAGUUUUCACGAAGAAAAAAUGAACAAUUCAGAGGAUGCGAUUAAAAGUAUCUCCAUAAAAAUGAGUAAAAAAUAUAAAUUAAUUUUUAUCGACGAAUUUCAGGUGGUACACAUAUCCGACGCAAUGGUGAUUAAUUCUUUAUUUAAUCAUUUGUUCUAUCGAGGAACAGUUUUGUUAUGUUCUUCCAAUAGGAACCCCAAGUAUUUGUAUCACAAUGGGCUGAACAGGGAACGAUUCAUCCCAUUCAUAAAGCUACUCUACAAAUUUAAUUACAUUUUCGAAAUUGACAACUAUCACGAUUUUAGACUUCGAAAUAACAACGUGGAUAAUCAUAUUUAUAGCAUACCAACAAAAAAUUUUGAAGAAAUUAAAAAAAUGUGCAAUGAUAUGUAUUGCCAAGUGAGCAAAAAGGAUAUGAAUCACGUUAGACAGGUAGAAAAAUAUUCUAAAGAAAUCGCCGUCUCUGACUUUAAAACUUGUGUCAUUCCAUACAGCUUAAAUGAGUAUGCCAUUUUUUCCUUCCGCGAAAUAUGCGGGCAAAAUAUCAGUAUAGACGAAUUCAAUGCAAUAUCGAAAGCAAGUCACACUUUAUUUAUUUAUGACAUUGAAAAAAUGAAUGAAGAAAGUAAAGGAAACGAAAUGAGAAGAUUUAUUUUGCUCAUAGAUAUUCUCUACGAAAAAAACACAAAAGUAUUCUUUAGUGAUGUACCCAUUUUUCAAAUCUUCCAAAUACCCUCUAUUAUCUCUCAUUUCCACACCCUCAUGGAACAGAUGAAAAAAAAAUAUAACAGUUUUAACAGCUUCAAAAAUGAUGUCAAUUUGUAUCUCAAGUCGGGAAGUUUCAACAGAGAAUUAUUUACAAAAAUUGUCUCUCAUUUUGGCAUUGACCAAGAAAUCGGCAUUAAACUGUUCGACGCCAUAAAUUUCAACAUCAACAAGGAGUACAUCCCCAUUGAAUAUUUACGACACAUCCUGGCCUUCCACAUCACCAAUUACGAGGUAGACGUGAAGAAGCACCUCAAAUAUUUGGAGGAUAAGGAUGUCCAACUGGAGCCAAUCCCCUACUUGCUAUUCGAGUAA
This is a messenger RNA of Plasmodium cynomolgi strain B, 1818 nucleotides long. Its product is annotated as nucleotide binding protein. Bases 1 to 1818 code for a protein of 605 amino acids. The transcript is spliced from 4 exons. Gene Ontology annotation, cellular component: cytoplasm; mitochondrion. Gene Ontology annotation, molecular function: ATP binding; ATP hydrolysis activity. NCBI's taxonomy places the organism in Eukaryota, Apicomplexa, Aconoidasida, Haemosporida, Plasmodiidae. The record is from RefSeq and is a predicted model, not a curated record.